Messenger RNA from Guyanagaster necrorhizus, 600 nucleotides. RefSeq lists its product as uncharacterized. Bases 1 to 600 code for a protein of 199 amino acids. The record is from RefSeq and is a predicted model, not a curated record. The transcript is spliced from 8 exons. NCBI's taxonomy places the organism in Eukaryota, Fungi, Basidiomycota, Agaricomycetes, Agaricales, Physalacriaceae.
AUGAGAAGCAAAAAACAGGAAUUAUUCAAAGCCAAUCGCGACUACGCAUCGCAUUAUUGGAUACAUUAUGAUGGAUCUGGUCAACCCAUUCUCCAUGCCGUCAGUGGCUUAUUCACAGUCAACAUACCGUACGACCUCCAUUCUGGCCAUCUCCGCAUCCACGGUAUCUGUAUCCGCAGUCGUGUCGUCCGUCCUUCGUCUCGCCUUUACGCUAAAGACAACGCUAGGAUGAAUGCCGUUUCAUUCAUCACCAAAGGAGAGGGAGUCCGCCGUUAUCAGCAUUCGAGGCGGCAGCAGCGUAAAGGCAGUAUCGUUGAUCAAGCAGGUUACCACAGGGCUUUCUCUCUUCGGGUGCUAUGGUGCAGUCUUACUUUCUGGCAUGCUGGGUUGAUCAACGUGAUCAACGUUCAAACUCGGAUUAGUGAUAUCAUCCUUCCACAGAUGAUCUUUGCUGCUGUACCGAAAUUCGCCAGCCUCGGACUCACUGACAUUACUACUUGCGGGGACAUUACUACUUGCGGGGAUAAGACUCUGCCGAAUUUCGGCCCGCCCUUUCUCGCGCUAUCUAAAUCGGACAUGAACGAUCCCGCACCGUUGUGA